Zea mays is the source of this 2179-nucleotide messenger RNA. RefSeq lists its product as uncharacterized. Gene Ontology annotation, biological process: SRP-dependent cotranslational protein targeting to membrane. NCBI's taxonomy places the organism in Eukaryota, Viridiplantae, Streptophyta, Magnoliopsida, Poales, Poaceae. Gene Ontology annotation, cellular component: signal recognition particle, endoplasmic reticulum targeting. Bases 420 to 1904 code for a protein of 494 amino acids. The transcript is spliced from 13 exons. The record is from RefSeq and is a predicted model, not a curated record. Gene Ontology annotation, molecular function: signal recognition particle binding; endoplasmic reticulum signal sequence receptor activity; 7S RNA binding.
AUGCACGAGUAUUUCGUGUGCACCGAAUAUUGGGAUUUGGGAGGACAGGCGCCCGCACUCCGCCUCCGCUUCCCUCCGCCUCGACUCUCGACCGCAUCUGAGCACUCCGCCGGAGGUCCGCCUCCGCAGGCACCGCCACGCCAUGUCGAAGCCAGCGGAUCAGCAGCCGUCGGACAUGCAGGUCGACUCCUCCGUCGCCGAGGAGAAGCCGGCCAUCAGAUUCUCCAUCAACGUGCUUGAGCUCAUGAGGGAGGCGCAGAUGCAGCAUGGUCUCCGCCAGAGCGACUACACGCGGUACCGGAGAUACUGCUCUGCACGACUCAGAAGGCUGUACAAGUCUCUCAAGUUUUUGCAUGGCCGAGGUAAAUACAACAGAAGGAAUAUAACCGAGUCAACAGUCACGGAUGUGAGUGUUUUAUAUGGCCGAGCGAGCAUGGAGUCAUGCCAUGGAGAAGAAAACUGCUGGUACAAACGCAAAACAACGCAUCUACAUGUUGGGUCGAUUUCGGAAAGCAGUUAAAUGGGCAUCACUUUUUUCACAAUUAUGUUCUGUAAAAGGAGAUUCCAGGACAUCUCUAGAAGCUGAGGCAUAUGCUUCAUAUAUGAAGGGUGCUUUGUUUUUUGAGCAAGACAAGAAUAUAGAUGCCGCAAUGAUAAAUUUCAAGAAUACGAGGGCUAUAUAUGAGGAGCUUGGGAAGUAUGGCAGUAUAGAAAAUCAACUUUUAUGCCGUCAGCGCAUCGACGAAGUGGAGCCUAUGAUUGAUUUCUGUUCACAUAAACUAGGUGGAUCAUAUUUGCAAGCACAUGAACUCCUGGAUACUGCUAAUGAUCUUCUCAAGGCGAAGAUGGAGGCUGUAUUGUCUGAGACAAGAUCACAGCAGGCAGCUUCCAUGACUGAGUUUAAAUGGCUUGGUCGCACUUUUCCUAUUACAAAUGCAAAGACCCGUGUCUCUAUUUUGAAAGCCCAGCAGCUUGAGAGAGACUUGAGUGCUGCAGCCACAGAAUCAGUUGCUGCUGACAAAAAGCUUGCUAUAUUUGAUAAAAUAUUUUCUGCAUACCAUGAUGCUCGGAGCUGCAUCCGCAAUGACCUGGCUUCUGCUGGCAAUGCUGAGGAUAUAAAAGAUGACCUGAAUGGUCUUGACAAGGCUGUUAGUGCUGUUCUAGGAUUGAGAACUAUAGAACGUAACCAGUUACUUGUUAGCAUUGGUAAAAGUAAAUUCACAAAGCAUCGAGAUGAAAAAAAUGAGCGAACCACAAAGCCAGAAGAACUUGUUCGGCUAUAUGAUCUGCUUAUUCAGAAUGUAACGGACUUGACAGAUUUAGUUAGCUCUGGAAGAAACAAAAAUGAAGAAGAAAACUCUUUUAUUCAUGAGUAUGAGCUGAAAGGCUUGGCUUUCCGAGCUGAGAGAUGUUUCUUUUUGGCUAAGUCAUAUAGUUCAGCAGGCAAAAGAGCUGAAGCAUAUGCAUUAUUCUGCCAUGCCCAUACUCUCACUGGUUCUGCACUGCAACAGCAUUCAAACAGUCAUGACAAGGCUUUAAUACAAGAUCUGGAGUUUCUAUCUAACAACUGUAGAUCAAAUAGCUGCAUAGAACAUGCAACAGGCAUUAUGGAGGAGGAGAUUGUUCCUUUAAAACUUUCUAAAGGAGUCUCAACUAUGUCACUUGCUGAUAAUAAAACAAAGGAGAACAAGUAUCUCCUUGAUAUGCUAGAGAGCUAUGAAUCAGCGAUUGGUGAGCCGAACACCAAAGCUCCAUGUCGCAUUGCUCAAUUCCCACCUCCUUUCCAAGCAGUUCCAUGCAAUCCUAUUGUGCUUGACAUGGCUUACAACUCAGUUGAGUUCCCAAACCUUGAGAACCGUAUGAAAAAAGAAAAGAAGGGUCUUCUGAGCAGGUUCUGGGGUUGAAAGAUGGCAUAUGCCUAGGAUUUUGGUACAUUGUCCCAUCAUUUGAUAUGCUUUGUGCAUGAACGGUGUAAAACUAGAAUGUCCUGAUAAUACCUCUCUGAUGGGUGAAAGAUCUUCAGUAUUCCGCCCAAGGAUUUUUGAGAUUCUUUAUCAGAAGGUUAAUUUAGCCGUUGCAAAGUACAUCUAGCUCGGUGACUGAUCAGCAUAACCUUUUGCUGUUACUAAAUUUUGAGCAAUGACUGAUUUCUUGGAUUAUCGAUAUUUAAGUUGAUUCA